AUGGCCAAGGGUUACGAGGUGUCGUUUGAUCUAAGAGGAUUCCAAAUUAAAACCACAGUAACAUAUGAUUGCAAUGAGAUUGAGAAACAUCUAUCUUCUUUCUUCCUCCCUUCUAUUAACCAUCAAACCAAAGUAAUCGGGUUUGACGUUGAGUGGUGUAUGGAAUAUUGUAAAGAACCAAGGAUUAUCGCAAAGUCCAAUUGCGCAACCCUGGAGCUUUAUGAUGGACAUUCGUGUCUUAUUAUUCAGCUAAAUCGUUUACCCAAGUUUUAUGGUUCGACUCCAUUGACUGACUCUGUUUACAGACGUCUGCUUAAAUUUCUUCGUCAACCAAAUGUUACCUUUGUGGGAGUUGGUAUAAAAAACAAUUUGGCUAAGUUAGAGAAGCACUAUGGGUUAGGAAUCCGUAAUGCAGUCGAACUUGGACCGUUAGCUGCUGCUGCCAUGAGGAUGCCACGAUUGAGUUAUUGCGGAGUCGACGAGUUAGCUUUUGUUCUUCAUGGAUUUCAUCUCGGAGAGCAUAGACCUUCAACAGAGGACUGUGACUGGGCUAGUAGUCCCCUCAGCAAAGAGCUUGCUCAAGUUGCUACUGUUAAUGUUUACUCUUAUUACAAAAUAGGUAGCACAUUGCUUCAAUCUAAUGAUGUAGGCAGUGAUGAUACAGUCCUUGUUCGUGUUUGGUAG
This is a messenger RNA of Vicia villosa (hairy vetch), 684 nucleotides long. Its product is annotated as protein RISC-INTERACTING CLEARING 3'-5' EXORIBONUCLEASE 2-like. Bases 1 to 684 code for a protein of 227 amino acids. NCBI's taxonomy places the organism in Eukaryota, Viridiplantae, Streptophyta, Magnoliopsida, Fabales, Fabaceae. The record is from RefSeq and is a predicted model, not a curated record. The transcript has a single exon. Gene Ontology annotation, molecular function: 3'-5' exonuclease activity; nucleic acid binding. Gene Ontology annotation, cellular component: cytoplasm; nucleus.